Theileria orientalis strain Shintoku is the source of this 522-nucleotide messenger RNA. RefSeq names its product translationally-controlled tumor protein homolog TCTP. Lineage: Eukaryota; Apicomplexa; Aconoidasida; Piroplasmida; Theileriidae. The coding region runs from base 1 to 522 and encodes 173 amino acids. The transcript has 3 exons. Gene Ontology annotation, molecular function: calcium ion binding. The record is from RefSeq and is a predicted model, not a curated record. Gene Ontology annotation, cellular component: cytoplasm.
AUGAAGGUCUACAAAGACUUAUAUUCUGAAGAUGAGGUCUGCUCAGAUGCCUACGAUCAUUUAGAUCCUUUUGAGAAUUCCGAACUUGCAUCAGUUGCUUUCGAGGUUAAAACUUCAAAGGUUGCAAAGGGAGAGGAGGACUAUGGGAUCGGCUACAACGAUGAGGAAGGGGGCGACGGCGGUCAGCCAGACCCCAAUGUCGAGAUGGUUGUCGACAUUGUCGAUAAAUUUGGUCUACAAUCACUCCAGCUGACCAAGAAGGAUUACACCUCGUACAUUAAGAAGUACAUCCAGAGGUUGGCUGCAACACUGCAAGAAAAAAACCCUGAUCGUGUCGAUACCUUCAAAACAGGUGUUUCUGAGUUUGUUAAGUACGUUCUCGCCCAUUUCGACGAUUUCGAGUUUUAUGUUGGAGAAUCUUUGGAUUACGAGGCCGGUUUGGUCUACGCAUACUACAAGGGCGAAGAAGUUUCUCCUAGACUUGUUUUCCUCAAGGAUGGCUUGACGGAAGAACGCUACUAA